Messenger RNA from Octopus sinensis (East Asian common octopus), 1647 nucleotides. RefSeq names its product ocellar opsin-like. Gene Ontology annotation, biological process: G protein-coupled receptor signaling pathway. The record is from RefSeq and is a predicted model, not a curated record. Lineage: Eukaryota; Metazoa; Mollusca; Cephalopoda; Octopoda; Octopodidae. Gene Ontology annotation, molecular function: G protein-coupled receptor activity. Gene Ontology annotation, cellular component: membrane. The transcript has a single exon. The annotation marks the transcript as partial.
CGGAAAUGUGGUCGUCGCAACGGUGGACAACAGCGGUGUGACAACGACGACGACGACGACGACGACGGCUCAGCAGCAGCAGCAGCUACAGCAGCGGUUGGAGAAUUCACAGGAGGAGCAGUCGACGAUCUGGACCCUUAUACGAUAUGGAACCCUGAGAAAGCUUACGCUGCCAGGGGUAUAUGCCUGAUUCUGUUCGGAACGUUCGGAGUUUUACUGAAUGCGUUUAUUAUCGUGGCGAUUGUUCCGAAUCGUCGGUUGAGGACCGUACGCAACAUAUUACUCGUUCAUCUCGGUUUCAUAGGACUCGCUUCAUCUAUAACACUGACUCUGUACGCGGCCGUGGUAAUAUUUCACGGAGUAUGGAUCGGAGGAAGGUCUGCUUGCCAUGCUUACGGUUUUGUACUCUCCGUAUUUACAUUUGCUUCUGUUUGGACUAUAACGGCGUUGAGUUGGGACAAAUAUCGGACCAUCGCUUCCCCUUUACAUCAUUCCUUGUCGGCCAGCUUCCGUAAAAUGGCCGGCUGCUUCAUCUUAUUUUGGCUGGGAGCCGUUUCCCUAUCCGUUCCACCGCUGACCGGUUAUAGCCGAUUCAUCUUUGACAAAAACAUGGCCAUCUGCACCGUCGAACUGCGAGCCAGUACCGACCUCUGGUAUUCGCUCGUCUACCUGUCGUCAGCCUUUGUGCUCCCUUUUGUCCUAAUCACUUACUGUUACCUGCACAUAUUUCGUAUAGCCAGGAACCAAAGCAGUCGAAUAGCCGCCACGAUGGUUCGAAUGGUCAGCGUGAUACAGGCACCGAUCUCGUCGGCUCCACAAGCAGCUCUGUCAAUUAAGGGCACCAAAGCCAUAUCGACCAUAUUGCAACUGACCGGAGCGUUUGCGUUCACCUAUUUACCUUAUUCAAUGAUACUGCUCUUUAAAAUGCUGUUCACGUCUUCUCAUAUGGACAAUGUGACCGUUGUGCUUGCAACGACCCUUUUUCAGGCAGCCCCAUUGACUAACGCAGCCGUCUACGGCAUCAGAAACAAAAUCCUCCGCUCGUCGUUCAACCGCUACGCGCGGCGAAAGAUGCAGGAUUUUUGCUACAGAGACCAUCGGCGUAGCAGUAUACGUUCGGUGACGAAACGCCAGCCCUCAGCCCUCAAGCUCUCCUUGUUGCAGGGCCGACGCUGCGUUACGAGCGGAGUGAUUUUACCCACGUAUUACAGCGGAACCAGCGGUGGCGGCGGCGGCGGCAGUUGUGGCGGCAGCGUCCGUGGGGGUAGUGUCGGUGCUGGGGUUUGUGGUGGUGUCUGUUGUUAUGACGAUGCGGAUGGUAACGCCGGCGGGGAUACGAACCGUCAUGCUCAUGGAUUACGUCGGACUCAGUCGUACCCGAUCAAAACCCUUACGGAAGUUAACGGACUUUCUAUCGGCAUGUCACGGACUAUUACGGGACCUUACCAACAACAGCAUUCUCUGGUUAAUUUGAACGAUAUCAAUUCACUGACGCCAAUUGAAUAAAACUUUGUGAAAGAGGAAAUAUUUCAACAAAAACAACUGAAAAAACAACAUUUAACAAAACGUGUGUGAACGUUUGUGUGUGCACGAGUUUGUGUGUGUGUGAGAGAGAGACAGACAGAGACAGAUAGACAGAUGAGAAUG